This is a messenger RNA of Hyphopichia burtonii NRRL Y-1933, 2817 nucleotides long. It is a transcript of the gene BRO1, whose product is annotated as Bro1p. The coding region runs from base 1 to 2817 and encodes 938 amino acids. Lineage: Eukaryota; Fungi; Ascomycota; Pichiomycetes; Serinales; Debaryomycetaceae. Gene Ontology annotation, molecular function: protein binding. Gene Ontology annotation, biological process: protein transport to vacuole involved in ubiquitin-dependent protein catabolic process via the multivesicular body sorting pathway. The transcript has a single exon. The record is from RefSeq and is a predicted model, not a curated record. Gene Ontology annotation, cellular component: endosome.
AUGAGAACUUAUCUUUUCCCAAUUCCAAGUAAGAAGACUGACGACGUUAAUUGGACUAAACCACUCAACAAUUAUCUAUUGUCGAUUUAUGGUAAUACAAGUGAAUAUCAAGAAGAUCUUAGCCAAUUCAACAAGUUGAGACAGGACAUAAGGGGUGUACAUGCGGAUCUUACUGGAAUAAGAUUAUAUUUCAAGUACUACAGUCAAUUAGAGUUACUAGAUUUGAGAAUAUCAUUUACUACGGUCAACAGGCACAAGAAAAUAACAUUCAAUUGGUACGAUGCUUUUGAUCAAUUAUCGGAGCAUAAACAGUAUGCAUUGCCAUUUGAAAAGGCAUGUAUUUUGUUUAAUUUAGGGUCAAUUUUAUCCAAAUAUGCCAUUCACCAGUAUGAAUUAUCGCAGUCAUCAAAUGAAAAUGCAGACUCUUUAUUCAAAGAAGCUGUUCAGUACUUUCAACAACUGGCUGGAAUCUAUCAAUUUUUGAAUGAGAAUUUUCUUCAUGCCCCAUCACCAGAUUUGAGUCUGUCAACUGUUAAUUUUCUCAAGAAUAUAAAUCUAGCUCAAAGUCAAGAAAUUUUCAAUUUGAAAGUUAUUAGUGGAGAUUUGGAUCAAAGUAAAAACUCAUUAAUUUCCAAGUUGUGUCGAAGCACAUCCAACUAUUAUGAUGAUUGUUUCAAUUGUGUUAGUCACUUAUUAAAUCAUCAUGAAAACUCAGUUGGCCCAUCAUCUACCUACGCAAUUGUAGAAGAUGGGCUUGAUGAUGAAGAUGAAGAAGACUCUGAUUCAAAGCCAACGGAUGAAUAUGAUCCAGAUUCUCAAGCAAAUUCAGUUCCGGACAAUAAGGUCACUGCACAAAUUGAUUCAUUAUGGAUUGCUAUAAUUCAAUUUAAAUGUUACUACUAUAAAUCCCUAGCUUUCUAUUUCCAUGGAUUGCAAUUGGAAACACUGAGAAAAUAUGGUGAAUCAAUUGCUUAUUUAAACAAAUCCCAAGAAAUAAUCAGUGAAAUACCAUCCGCCUUACUUCUGAAAAUUGGGAAAGCGGGUAUUAGUGGUACUUAUGAAUUAUUGGAUAAUUAUAAGUAUCACAAGGAUGCCGUUCUGAUUAAGCUUAAAGAUUUAAAUAAAGAUAAUGAUUUGAUUUAUCAUGAAAUUGUUCCAUCAACCGUGACAUUACCUGAUAUAAAACCAAUGGAUAGUGCCAAAAUCAUUCCAAUAAACAAAAUUCCUAUUUUCAAUGAAAUUAAUGAAUCAAAUUAUAGUAAUUUUUUGAACAAUGUCGUACCAAUAAAUAUCCAUGAAUUACUUAGUUAUUAUUCAGAAGAGAAACUGCAAUUAUUAAGAAAUGAAUUAGAUGAAGUAGAUGUAUCCAAUGAAGAAUUGUCACUGGUGUUAGAGUAUUUAAAAAUGCCAAAGGCUUUAAUAAACUUGAAAGAAAUCGUCAAUAAUAAAAAAAUCAAUGAAGAAGAAAAAAAAUUAGGAAUUGAUCCAAGUAUUGCUGAAAAAGUUGACAAGAUUCAUUUUGGGUUUAAUUUAGAUCAAUCCAACAAGAGUCAAAUUGAGCAAUUGCGUAAACAAGCCAUGGGGCUAAUUAGUGAAACUGAUUCAUUAAUUGGAGUUAAUGCCACCUUCCUCAAAUACAAAGAUGAUUUGAUUAAGGUGAAGAAAUGGUUAUACGAUGCUAGUAAUUCCGAUACCAAACUAUUCGGUCUUAUUAACAAUGAACACCAGUACUUGUAUGGAGUGCUAGGCCAAGGCUCUAAGUCUAGUGAGUUCAAACAAUUAUUCCAUCUUGAUAGUAAGGCUGAAACUAAAAAGCCCAGUCAGAACGAGGUUAGUUUAUUGGAUAUCGACGAUCGUGAAUUGAAUAGAGAAGAGGACGAACAAACACGUAUUGAACAAGAAAUCAAACUGAUUGAAGAUACUUUACAUGAUUUGAACGUUAUCAAGACCAACAAGCAAAAAUUGAUCGAAACAUUCAAGAAAGAAAUUCAUAACGAUGAUAUCUCUGAUAUUUUGAUAUUGAAUUGCAAGAUCAAGUCAACCAGUGAAAUCAAAUCAUUGAUAUUCCCCGAGGAAUUGAAAAAAUUUAGGCCAUAUAGUGAUGAAUUAGAUAAGUUAAUUGGUAAACAGAAUGAAUACGUUGAAAAUCUUAAAGUGAGAUGGAAUCAAUUGAAUAAAAACCCCAAGGUUCAAGAAGUGCAAUCGCUGAACCAAUUUCAAAAUGACUUGGUGAAGAGCCAAACAGAUAAAAUCAAUACAUUCUACAGUAAUAAUUGGCAGCCAUACCACGAAGGAUUGAAGAAAGGAGUUGAAAUAUAUAAGCAAUUGGUUCAAUACGUCGAAGGAAUCAAAAUUAAGCUCAUUAACGAUCAACAACAACAACAACAACAACAACAACUGAUGCGUGGUUCCUCAAUAACCGAGCAACUCGGAAAGAUGUCAUUGAACCAAAGUCAAAUACAAUCACCUAAUUUUACGGGACAAGAACAAUAUACGGGACAACAAUACCAACAAUAUCCACAACAAUAUUCCAAUCAACAAUACGCACAAACCCAAGCUCCCUACUAUUCGCAACCACCCAUGUUGCAGCCAACGUCGGCCACCGGCACCUUUGGCAACGACUACUCCCGUCCACCUGCCCUACCACCCAAGAGACCAUCCGAGCAGUCUGCGACUGCAAACGCAAACCUAACCGGAGGUUCCAUUGGGAACCAACCUGCCCACCCAAACACCAACAUCCCUUCCAGUAAUCUAAUUUACGACCAGCCGUCCACCUACCAACCCAAUAUGUAUAAUUUUUUCUCUAAUGGGUCAUAA